Molecule: messenger RNA, 963 nt
Organism: Pisolithus orientalis
Lineage: Eukaryota; Fungi; Basidiomycota; Agaricomycetes; Boletales; Pisolithaceae
Exons: 4
Coding region: 1-963 (320 amino acids)
Source: RefSeq, a predicted model, not a curated record
AUGAUUAUGAGAGAUCUGGUGGUGCUUACAGCAUUGAAGGAGUGGCCAAACUUUGACAAGAUCAGAGAUGCAAUGGAUGCCGAUGUUGCAGACAAUCUGUGGUACCAGAUUGGAAGGCCUGUCAAUAAGGGUAAAGGGAAUGCAGUUCCAUUAGACCCACUUCAGAUAACCCGGAAGUUGAAGGCUGCAGAAGCAUACAAGACCUGGAAGCAGCAGGCAGCCACUAGAAGUAUGACACCCACCACUGGCAAGACAACUACCUUGGCCACUCCAAGCUCCUGCAGGCAAAUUUUUGAUGGAGUGGUCAUCAUCACUCCAUCCUGGCAGCAGUCAGGUCAGCAGACAUCAAGCCUGGCAUCCCAGGGGGUGGCAACAUCCCAAAGCUGUCUCACUACCCCAUCCCACCCAGUGACCCCCAAUGCCACCCCCAUGGAGUGUAUGGAAGAGGAGAUCACAGCAUUGUGGCAGCAGCAUAUGGAGACAGCACAAGAUCUCUUAGAUACCUGCCAUGAGCUUGCUGAUACCCAGCAGGCCCUUGCAGAUACCCAGACCAAGUUGCAGACACUCUGCGAUCUUGUCAAGGCCUUAUGCCAGCACCUGUACCCAUUGCCACACUCCUCACCUGAUGCACCUGGACCCUCCUGCCCCUCCCCCAUCGGCUUUGCAAUUACAAGUCAUCAAGCAGUUGUUCCCACUGAUGGUGCAAGGAUACUUGACCUUGCACCCACUAUGAUGGUCCAGGAGGUUGCAAUUGAUACCAGCAUUCUCCAGAACCUCCCAGGUGAUAUGCUUUUAGCCCCUUCUACUUUCCUGAUGCCCCCCCACCGUUUUGCAUACUCAUCCACCCCUGGUGUAGGAGAAGCCCAGCCCCCUAUCUAUGUCUCUUUGGGGGCAGUUGCUGACCAUGCCAGUGGGGACAAUGCCAAUGAUGAGGAUGCCACUAAUUGGAUGGACACAGAUUAA